AUGCCGUACCAGAAAUUUGGUACCAGACGCUUCCGGUCUGCGGACUCCUCCGACGAGAUCCAGAGAAAGAGCCUCUUUGGUCUCUUCGGUGGCGAUAAGGAGAACCCAGGAGCUGGAACUACGCCGGUUGCUGCCUCGUCGCAAGGAACAUCGAAUUCGACCGACAUCUCAAUGGCACCCUCUGAGCGACUCGACAUGAUGAUUGCUCCUAUCGAUGGUUUUCAAGCCGAAAAUGGCGCCCAGAUUGAUCAGCAUGCGUCUCCAAAUGGCGUCACCGAUCAAGUGGCUUCUGGCGACAAGAACACGCCUGAAAUCGCUUCUCCGACGGCCAAUAACUUCAGCCAUAUCACCAGCCUCACUGAGCACAUCAACAUUGCCAACGCCGAUGCCAAGUCUGAGAAUGGUGAAAGCUCCGCGCCUGACGAUCACAGCUCGACGCAGAUGAGCGAGAAAAAAGCCGGAAAGCUUCCAAUCUACCGUCACAAGCGGACCGACACUGCAGUGAAGAUCGUCGACAGAGAGUCGGCUGACGCUGUCCUGCUCCCAUCCUCGACUUUCAGUCCCGUCAAGUCCAUGAGCGACAUCAUUUCGACACAGACUGAGGCAAAUUCUACCCCUCUUCACUCGAGCCACCUUGGUGAGACCCUCGCCGCGAACAAGCCAGCCGAGAAUACGGUGCUUCUGCCGUCCGUUUCUUACGCCGUCUCGCAUCUUGCCCCUCGCGCUCUUCCCAAGAUUCCCACAGAGAAGCAGAAGCCGGAUGAGAUCCCUCCUCUCCCCUCUAGUUCAUACGCCAGCCCCAGUCCCUCGCAUGGCGUUCUCAAGACCUCUGGAGAGGACAAGAAGGCUACCGACAAGAAGGUCCACUUCAGUGACGCCGACGAUGAUGACGAUGGAUACAGUUCAGACGACUCUGACAAGACUGUGAUUGCUGGCGAAAACGGAUUGGUAGCGGCAGACAAUUCGUCUCUGUCCCCUGACAUUUGGAACGAGGAGUCGAAGCCCAAGAUCUAUCUGAAGGACGGCAAGCCGACAUUAUUUCAGCCCACAGCUGAGCCCGACUACUACACCAAUCCUCUCUGGUCUCGCCAGUACCCAGAGAUUCUCUCCAACGACCCCAACGUCAACCCUUACGCCAAGGACUACGCGGACAGCCUCAUAUCUCAGGAUGGCAGCGAGUCCUCCUUCACUGAUGAGACCAGCGCGAAUACUGCGUACAACACAGGCCCUCGUGUACAUCUUCCGUACCCAGGUCGUGGCCACCAGGACAUCCCCCCCGAUCCUCCGGGAUUCGUCUACCCGCCUCCUUACAAGAACAAAAUCGUCAUCAUGGUGGGAGGCCGUCAGUUCGUCUCCAGCGCGAACGUCCUCGGACGAAGCCCCUGGUUCGCCCACCUUUUCUCCCUCCCCAUCUCUCAGUGGUUUCGCGACGGCGCUUUCCACAUUGACAACGACCCGGACCUUUUCAGCCAUAUAAUCCGCUACCUCCGUACCGGACAAUACCCCUUUUUCUGGUGCGAGCGCAACGGUUUCGACCACGCAAUGUACGCCAUGAUCCUUCAGCAGGCGCGCUUCUAUCUUCUCCCACAGCUGGAGGCCUGGAUUAUGAAGAAGAAGUACAUGGACGUCGUGCAGUCCGGGGUCAAGCACCGCAAGCUCACGAUGCUUGAGUCCGAGGACUGGGUCCACUCGGUGAAGCUCAAGCGUGGCGAUGCUUUCGAGAUUGUGGGUGUCACCUCUACGUCUGGUAAAUCUGGUUUAUGCCAUGGAUAUUGUGGGGCUAGCCAUUACGAGGAAGGUCUGGAUCAGGAUGAGCAGAUGGAUGAGCAGAUGGAUGAGCAGAUGGACGAGCAGAAUGGCGAGCAGAACGGCGAGCAGAAGGCCAAUCAGAAGAAGGGUGAGGAAGAGAUUGAGCAGAAGGGCGAGGAGCAGGAUAUCGGCGACAAGUCGGAGAGCAAGGACGAGGAUCUCGUUCAUGUCUUCCUCACUGCAACGCGUAAGAAGGUCAAUUUGGAGGCGCUGACCUGUGAGUACGAUUGGCAAUUUCCCUGA
Colletotrichum siamense is the source of this 2052-nucleotide messenger RNA. RefSeq lists its product as uncharacterized. The record is from RefSeq and is a predicted model, not a curated record. The transcript has a single exon. Bases 1 to 2052 code for a protein of 683 amino acids. Gene Ontology annotation, molecular function: protein binding. Lineage: Eukaryota; Fungi; Ascomycota; Sordariomycetes; Glomerellales; Glomerellaceae.